AUGACAUCGAAGCCAAAGCAGAUCCGCUUCGAAGAGGAUGGGUUCGAAGAUUGGCCAGACUCACGAUCCUCUUCGCCUACGCCCAGUGUGAGCUCUUUCCACCGGGGCUCCCGACCUGAAAAAGGCACGACCCGGAUUCCUGCUAGGAUCGUUUCAAAGCGCGCGCUCCUCGAGCUCGGCUAUCCUUUUGCCGAAGAUGGCGACACAAUCAUUGUGCAGUUAGCACUAGGACCAAAUCUUAUCGAUGGCCUUCUCAGAUUAAGCGAGAGCAUCCGAAACUCUGGCCAAGGAACUUCGGAAUAUGGUGAUGCGUGGAAACCAAAACAUCAAAGUAAGAGUCGAGGCUUCGAUUGGAUCAGUGUGGACGCUCCAGUCGCAGAGUCGCCAGCCCACUCCGGCAACGAGGAAGAACAAGACGAUGAUUUGGAAUCAGUGUCAGAAGGAGACGAGCUAGGCAACAUCGACGGCCCAGUAGUUCACUCUGGAAUCCUUCCACUGGACAAUACCAAGUACUUUACGGAUAAUGCCGCAGAUCCCACCUCUGGGAGACUGGCGGCUUGGAAGCUGGAGAGGUCUGAUCUCAUUAUGAGUGGUGCGGUCACGCAACUAUAUGCAGCGCAUGCUGCAGAGUUCUACAUGGAUAGCUCUGGAAAUCAAAGGGUGACACUUGUCUGUCCGAGAGAUGACGGGUAUGGAAUGGGUGACCCGUCUCUGAUUCGCAUGAGAUGGCUGUGA
This is a messenger RNA of Colletotrichum chrysophilum, 735 nucleotides long. RefSeq lists its product as uncharacterized. The record is from RefSeq and is a predicted model, not a curated record. The coding region runs from base 1 to 735 and encodes 244 amino acids. The transcript has a single exon. NCBI's taxonomy places the organism in Eukaryota, Fungi, Ascomycota, Sordariomycetes, Glomerellales, Glomerellaceae.